Molecule: messenger RNA, 932 nt
Organism: Cyprinus carpio (common carp)
Lineage: Eukaryota; Metazoa; Chordata; Actinopteri; Cypriniformes; Cyprinidae
Gene: rpl27
Product: ribosomal protein L27
Biological process (GO): translation
Cellular component (GO): ribosome; cytosolic large ribosomal subunit
Molecular function (GO): structural constituent of ribosome
Source: RefSeq, a predicted model, not a curated record
GUUCGACUUCCUUUCCGAGCUCGUCGGCCAUAGAGCACCAUCAACAUGGGCAAGUUUAUGAAACCUGGUAAGGUGGUGAUGGUCCUGGCUGGACGUUAUGCCGGACGCAAGGCUGUGAUUGUCAAGAACAUUGAUGACGGCACCUCGGACCGUCCUUACAGCCAUGCUCUGGUCGCCGGUAUUGACCGGUAUCCUCGUAAAGUCACCACAACCAUGGGCAAGAAGAAGAUUGCCAAGCGGUCCAAGAUCAAGGCCUUCGUGAAGGUGUUCAACUACAACCACCUGAUGCCAACCAGAUACUCUGUUGACAUUCCUCUGGACAAAACUGUUGUCAACAAGGAUGUUUUCAGGGACCCUGCCCUGAAGCGCAAAGCCAGGAGAGAGGCCAAGGUUAAGUUUGAGGAGAGAUACAAGACAGGCAAGAACAAAUGGUUCUUCCAGAAGCUCCGAUUCUAAGUUUUCAUUGGUUUUGCAAAUAAAUCUGUUAAAAAAAUCUCCCAAAGUGGUCCUUGCCUUAUUUCUGUUGGUUUUGCAUUCUUAUCUUCUGUUACUUGAGUCAUGAUAUUAGUUUUUGAAUUGAUUGCAUAUAUUGCUUGAUGUGUUUAUAAUUCCUCAUUAUUGUCAUCAAAACAAUAUUCUGAAGGGUGUUUAGGGUCUUCUGUCUUGUUUGAAGUCAUCAUUCAGAGUGUUGCAUCACGUAAAAUAUUUGUGCACCGUGUUAACAACUGUAAUAACACGCUGCAUAACAAAUAGCCGAGUGGUAAUGCAGACCCACAUAGUUUAGUUUCCACAACCGUUUUUACACUCUUGAAUAUUGGAGGGAUAUAAAAGCCAAGGCACCACCCUAUGCUUGCUCAGAAUCAACAGGUUAGGUCAUCCAUUUUGUGUUUGACAAUGAACUGCAGAAGCUCAAAAUAAACCUUUUGCUGUAA